This is a messenger RNA of Caenorhabditis sp. 36 PRJEB53466, 3364 nucleotides long. NCBI's taxonomy places the organism in Eukaryota, Metazoa, Nematoda, Chromadorea, Rhabditida, Rhabditidae. The record is from the annotation of a GenBank genome assembly.
AUGGGAACAAAAAACGAGACGUCGCGAGUGACGAGGAUAUGGAAUGUGCUCAGCUACAGAAUCGGAUCCACAGUAGCCAGAUUUCCGUAUUUGACUAUCGGACUGUGCCUCCUGCUAUCAGCGGUGAUGACCAUCAAAUUGGCGUGUACUGAGUGAGUGAUCUAUAAUAUUAGAAGGACACCGAGAAUACUUUUUAUUCAAAGUAAUGUAUCUCAGUUGUCAGUGGAGAUAUCAAAAAGUUGUCAACUAACAGUGUGUUGGCUGACAUAUUUGUACAUUUUACUUGUUUACAACUUUUCGAUAUCUCCAUUGCGAGCUGAGAUAUAUCACUUCUAAUAAACAGUAUUGUAAAACCAAAUCUUCCAGAAAAGUGAGCGCGAUAGACGGCUACGCUUCGGAUGAUUCCAUGUCGCGGUACGAGUUCAAAGCGUUCCAACAAUUUCUGGAUUCCGACGGCCCCGGCAUCACUAUGGCUAUUCUGAUCCGUUCGAAACAGACAAAUGGCUCGUUGCUCCAAGAGAAUCGGCUCAAGGAAGUGGUGAAGGUUUCCGAUUUCGUGUCGACCAACUUCAAGUUGAACGUGUCCGGAGUGGAGAAGAACUUCAAUCAGUUCUGUCGCGGAUUCUGUCAAGCCAACGAGCCUGUCAGACAGUACUAUGUAAGUGGCCUAACUUCCCAAACCUCGGCCACCAUGGGCUUCUCAGAACGGUCUACAAAUCCUGGGCAAAAACCAGACAGACGGAAUCUCGAAACGAAUUGAUCUUUCCUACCCGACUUCCAACUUUUUCGGCCGCAAAUUCAGUCUGAUUGUGAGUAAAGUAGUCGACGAAUUCGUUAAAUAUAGUAAAUUCAGCCCAAUUUCUUCGGCAUCUCACUCUCCUCGGACGGUCAACACCUCAAUUCGUCCAACUUGAUCGUUCUGUAUUUCCGCGCCGAACGCUAUCCGGAUUGGACGACGAAGAAUGUGAAACAGUGGGAACUGAGGGUCAGGGACCACUUUGCAAAGGAGUACUCGAGCGAUUUGAUCGUCGUGGAUGUCAUGUCACAGACUGUCGUCGAGAGUGGUCAGUUUCACAACUAUUAUGGCGUUGGAGCACUUGCAUCUUUCCAGAAAUCGUCCGUGCCGGCCUUUCUCUCCAGCCCUUCCUAAUCGUCGGAUUCGUGAUCAUGUCCACUUUCUGCAUCAUCACCACCAUGUUCAGUGCCAUCUACAUCUACUCGCAAAAGGCCACGUUCAACAAAAUCGCGCUGUCGAUCAUCGCGUGCGUCACCCCGUUCAUGGCGUGCGGGACCGCGAUGGGCACGCUCUUCUUCUGCGGAGUUACCUUCAGUCCGAUCAUGUGCAUCACUCCGUUCCUCGUGCUCGCCAUCUCCGUCGACGACAGUUUCUUGAUGCUGCACGCGUGGAAUCGGCUGGAGUCGUGGCGGACGGCGCCGUUGGAUAAGCCGAUGAAGGAGCACAUGAUGGGGGAGGUGCUCGUGGAAACGGGCCCGGCGAUCACAAUCUCGGCGCUCACGAACAUGCUCGCCUUCACCAUCGGCGCCAUCACUUCGCCGCCCGAAAUCCGCGUGUUCUGCUACGGAAACGCGGCCGCAAUCUUCAUGGACAUGUUCUAUCAGGCAACCUUCUACACUGCCUGCAUGACUCUUCUGGCGGACACCCGCAACAUCGAAGGAGUUAGCGAACGGACGAAGCGAAUUCAGGAGAAAAUGUCGGCAACGGUCGGAAAGUUCUUGAAGCGGUACGUCUCUUUCAUCUCCAACGUCUUCGUCUCCACGGGGAUCGUGCUCGUUUGGGCGGUCUUCAUCGGAUUCGCCGUGCUCGGGCUCACGAGGCUUCGCGUGGAGCUGCGGCCGAGCAAAUUCUUCCUCAAAGACUCGCCGAUGCUCACGAUGGACACCCUCAGAACCUCGGAGAUUGUUCCCAAUUACACGCCCGUCCACAUCGUCGUCAAUAAUCCCGGAGAUUUGUCGAAUGACACAAAUGUAGAGAGACUGGUGGAAUUGAAGGAGAAGCUCGAGCACAUGUCGUAUGCGAUCGGAGCGCCGAGCACCAAGUUCUUCUUGGAGUAAGUGAAUGUUAGGAACUACACUAGAAUUUUGUUAUUUUUCAGUGACUUUGUCCAAUACCGCUCGUCGUUCGCCGAAGAAUUCGAGACGGAAGAAGAAGACGUCACCACCGAGAAGAGCGAAAUCGAGUCGUUCCUCGAAUGGCCCGAGUUCUCGUUCUGGCGCGGAUUCUUGAGAUUCGACAAUCAGUAAUACAUUCAGUUUUCCCUUUUUCCAUUUGUCCUGUGCAUUUCAGAACUCAUCCGAAUAACGUGACCAAGUUCAUGUUCACCACUGGAUUCCACGGACAAGAUCUGAAAGAUUGGAACACGAGAGGGCAGUUGCUGAAGAGUUGGAGAGGCGCCGUCGAGGAGUUCAAAGAGUGAGCUCGAGCAGAAGUUCUGGAAAGAAAUGGUAUGAUUUUCAGAGAGUUCAAUGCUACCGUCUUCACCGAAGAUGCCUUCUUCCUGGACAUGAUCGAUGUGAGUAUUGUUAACUUUCGGAACACAAAACUGGAAAACUUUGAAUGACGACUGUAGAAUUCGCAGUCGAUAUUCAGAGCUGAAGGUUUUUUUUGUGUAUUCUUGACAUCUAGUAGAGUAUUUUUGUUGUUUGUUGCUCCACCACUCCGAAGCUCAUUUCAUUGCAGUCCAUCCCGACGGUGACGUGGCAAACCACUCUGGCGACGUUCAUCUUCGUCUCUCUCGUCUGUUUCCUCUUCAUCUCCGACGUGCUCACCGUCCUCAUCGUCUCCGUCGCCAUCCUGGUCACUUCUGUCGGAGUCUUCGGAUAUCUCUCUCUUCUCGGCGUCUCCCUGGAUCCCGUGAUCAUGUCCAUCGCCAUUAUGUGCAUCGGCUUCUCCGUCGACAUUCCUGCUCAUGUCGCCUUCCAUUUCUACGCAGCUAGUGAGCGAAUGCUACCUCAAUCUCGAUACAAUUCUAUAUCUUUUUCAGAAGCCAAAAAGUCCCCACAUCAUUCGGCCGCUCAGGUCUCCGACAUGGUCCCUCACUCGAGCUCCACUACUUCUUCGAACAGCUCCGCAAGCUCCUCAGACUGCGCGCCCGACUCCUUCGCCGCUUCCCUCACAUUCGCCCUCUCCAGCGUCGGAUUCCCGGUCAUCCAGGCCGGCGUUUCCACCGAUUUCUGCGCCCUUCCGCUCGCCUUCAUGGAGCUCUACAUGGCCAAAAUGUUCGCGCUCUCUCUGACUCUCUGCGUCUCGCUCUCCCUCAUUCACGGACUGCUCAUCAUUCCGGCUCUUUUGUCAGUACAACAUCAUCUCGUCCACGCUUUCAGACGACUUUUCGGCAGAAGGUGA